Brugia pahangi is the source of this 738-nucleotide messenger RNA. The record is from the annotation of a GenBank genome assembly. NCBI's taxonomy places the organism in Eukaryota, Metazoa, Nematoda, Chromadorea, Rhabditida, Onchocercidae.
AUGCAUUUCAUCUAUUUCGUCUUCCUCUUCUUCCAAUUGAGCAAUAUUCAAACUACUGCAGCACAAACGGACCAAACAGAACCCCUGGAUUUAUCAAUAUCAAAAGUGAGAGAGGUGGGGAGUAAAUCGCAAGACUUAUCAGUGGAGGGAAUGAGUGAUGAACGAAUUAAACUGCGACAACAGCUCGUUCCAAUCGAAACACUGAUGGAAGUAGUGGAACUAUCAAAGCAAAGAGAAUGCCUAAGAAAGAAACGGCUCUGUAAUGUAUGUCAGAAGGAAAUAGCAAAUAUGAAAGUACAUAUGAUAACUCAUACUGGUGAGAAGCCGUAUAGUUGUUCGAUAUGCAAAAAGAAUUUCACCCAGUUCAUUGAUAUGAAAAGACAUAUGAUGACUCAUACCGGUGAGAAGCCGUAUAGUUGUUCGAUAUGCAAAAAGAAUUUCACUCAGUUCGGGAAUAUGAAAAUGCAUAUGUUGACACAUACCGGUGAGAAGCCGUACAGUUGUCCGAUAUGCAAAAAAAAUUUUAUUCAGUCUGUACAUAUGAAAGAACAUAUGAUGACUCAUACCGGUGAGAAGCCGUACAACUGUUCGAUAUGCGGAAAAAGUUUUUUAAAAAAGUACACUUUGCGGGUUCACAUGGUAACUCAUGACAUGAAUAGACCUGUCUACCACUGCACUGUAUGCAGUAAGGGUUUCAUGAAUAAACAGAGCUUGAAAUCGCACAUGCUCAAGCAUUAG